This is a messenger RNA of Venturia canescens, 571 nucleotides long. Its product is annotated as endocuticle structural glycoprotein SgAbd-2-like. Gene Ontology annotation, molecular function: structural constituent of chitin-based larval cuticle. The record is from RefSeq and is a predicted model, not a curated record. The transcript has a single exon. Gene Ontology annotation, cellular component: chitin-based extracellular matrix. NCBI's taxonomy places the organism in Eukaryota, Metazoa, Arthropoda, Insecta, Hymenoptera, Ichneumonidae. The coding region runs from base 44 to 448 and encodes 134 amino acids.
UUUCGAUAUCAGUAGUCAGUCGUACUUCUUGGGAAAAGCAACCAUGUGCAAAAUCUUCGUUCUUCUGGGCCUGGUGGCUGUAGCCGCCGCAGGUGUUCUACCGAACGAGCCGGUCCCGAUUGUCCAUCAAGAGCAGGACAUAAGCCCUGAUGGAAGUUUCCACACGAAAUAUGAGACUGGAAAUGGAAUCAGUUAUCAAGAACAAGGAGUUCUGAAGAACCCUGGACAGGAGAACGAAGCUUUGUCGGUUCAAGGCUCAUCCAGCUACAACGCCCCUGACGGUACCCCCAUCCAGUUGACCUUCGUCGCUGACGAAAACGGAUUCCAACCUCAGGGUGCUCAUUUGCCGGUAGCACCUCCAGCGCCGGAAAUUCCCGCAGCCAUCCUCCGGGCCCUUGAAUACAUUGCCGCUCAUCCGUACGUCGAACCCAGCAAGAAACGCGUCUAAUUUUUCAACCCCGAAUCCAACUUGACACUAUAUAAAUCAGUAAGAGAUUAGUCCAUAGAUCCAUCUUACAAGCAAAGUAACAUGUUUCAAACCCUCGAAUAAAGCAUUUUUUUCAACCUGCUA